AGAGCUUAAAAUGUAUCACACUUCCUUCCACUUCAAAACAUCACAAAAUUAUUAAAGUAACACCUAAAACCGAAGAAAUGGGCUUAAAAAUGAAAGAGAGAUCAAGAAAAGGAGGUUUGAUUGCGAUAUUGGUUCUAGUCUUUUGUUGCUUCUUCGAGAAUAUGGUCGGGAUCUCGAUCGCGGUUUCACCUUAUGAACCAGUUACAAGUUAUAUUUCGGGAAGGUUCUUUGCUCUCCACAACAAAUACGAGAUGCUGAAAUCGUUGCCAUCUUAUACUGAGUACCACAGAAGACUCAAUCUAGCGACAGUUCAAGUGUGGCAAACGAUAAGAAACAGGUCUAGAGAUGGUUUCAUCACUUUGAGCAUCAAAUCAAUGCAUUUUUUCAUCUCAAAGCUUAUGCAAUAUAGAUAUUCAAUAUCCCUUGUAACUCCAGUCUAUCACUCUUGGACUUCUCGAAUUAUUUUCUGGGUUUCAUUAACACGAUCAGUCUCGUCAAUGACCAACGACACAGCUUUGUGAUUUUUUUUAAUCUUCACAUAAGGUGUUAGGUGUGUGUGUUUUUAUGUACGCAAACAUGUAAGUGAUAUUUGGAUAUAUAAAACAGAGAAGACCUACAUGGUUGAUAAAAUAAUAUUUUGUCAACCAAUUGCAAAAGAAGUUCAAUAUAUUAUUAAGUAUUUUAUUUUA
Messenger RNA from Raphanus sativus (radish), 689 nucleotides. RefSeq lists its product as uncharacterized. Bases 78 to 521 code for a protein of 147 amino acids. NCBI's taxonomy places the organism in Eukaryota, Viridiplantae, Streptophyta, Magnoliopsida, Brassicales, Brassicaceae. The transcript is spliced from 3 exons. The record is from RefSeq and is a predicted model, not a curated record.